AUAAAUUCAUAGACCCGCGGACGGUUUCCCGUCUGUGGUUUUCGUGGUGAACACGAGGCUUUCUAAUAGUCGCGUCGAGAAAAUAUCAAAUCUGGAUUAUUUAAAGAAUAGUUUAUAACAUUAUUAACUAAAAAAAAUAUUGUUUUUUAAAUUUAGUACAUCAGCCUCGUAAAUAUUGAUUUUUCAAAGUUAAAAUUAUGGAGAACGCAUGGGAUGCGGAUGAUAUCAGCUCAAAACUUGAGUUGACCUUGCGAUCAAAUAAAUGGGAAGGUGAAGAUGAAGAGGAAGAAGUCAAGGACAGUUGGGAAGAUGUAGAUGAUGAAGAAGAAAAAAAAGAUGUAGAAAAACCGGCUGAUGCGCCAAAACCUAAGCCUAAACCCAAAAAGAAAGUAGCUGAGAAAAUUGAAGAACGAGAGAGGAAAGCCCGUGAAGAAGCCGAAAAGAAGGCAAAAGAAAAGGAAGAAGCGAUGACACCUGAGGAAAGGAGAGCUGAGCAGUUAAGGCGACAAAAAAUGGCUGAGGAAGCUGAUCUACGACUGGCGAUGGAAACUUUUGGCGUCACAGCUAUUGAUGCAAUGCUCCCUGAUACUAAAGAAGAAUUCGAUCAGUUUGGUGAUGCAUUGGUACAGAAGAUCAAUCAAUUUAAGUCGCACAUCGAGUAUCCCGCAUUCGCGGAAGAACUUAUUAAUCGUAUAUCUGUUAAUUUACCAUCAGUUGUUCUAAAGAAACUCAGUACAACAAUCAACAAUUUAGCUAUUGAAAAACAAAAAAUAGAAAAAGGUGACAAGGGUAAAAAAAGUAAAGGUAAAGGAAAAGCCAAAUUAAAAUUGGAAGGAGACAACACCCAUUUGAACGAAUACGACAGUUAUUCGUAUGAUGAUAAUUAUGAUGAAUUUAUGUAGCGGCCGUUAUUAAUUUUGACAAUUAUAUUGAAUUACUCUA
Messenger RNA from Microplitis mediator, 942 nucleotides. RefSeq names its product eukaryotic translation initiation factor 3 subunit J (gene eIF3j). The transcript is spliced from 6 exons. Lineage: Eukaryota; Metazoa; Arthropoda; Insecta; Hymenoptera; Braconidae. Gene Ontology annotation, molecular function: translation initiation factor activity. Gene Ontology annotation, cellular component: eukaryotic translation initiation factor 3 complex; cytoplasm. The record is from RefSeq and is a predicted model, not a curated record. Bases 198 to 902 code for a protein of 234 amino acids.